GGCCGCCCCGCCGCGCCGCCGCCCCCGCGGCCCCGGCCGAAGGAGACAGAUGACAGUGCCGUCCCCCGUGUAGGACCCGCCUGCUGCGUUGGCCCAGCUCGAGGAGGGAGCCCGCUGUGUUCAUGCACAGGCUGCCCGAGUAACAGACCGUCCACUCCAUGGGGAUCAGCCGUGCACCUGCUGUGUCUGUCACCGUCCUGCCUCUCCACAGCCAGAAGCGCGCCUGUAGCACCUGCUCCGUAAUGAUGAUGAAACUGGUAUUAACUGAAUGGCAAUUAUGGAUUUUUAACUCUAAUUCACAGUAAACCAGCAAAGCCAUAUGUUUAAAAUCCAACCAAAAAUCCUCGCGUUCUGCACGUCCCGGGGAUUGUGAGAAGCUGCGAGCCCGCCGGUCGUGCCGAGAGGAAUCUGAGUGUCACAGCUGCCUGAGGAGCGGCCCGGGGCGGAGAGAAGACGGCCUGACUAUCGCGACAGAUAGAUGAUAGUGUUAUUUAUAUAGGUAGAGUCUAUAUAUAUAAAAAUAUAUAUACAAAUUCUAUUUUUGGUGGUGAUGAGAAUGGCUCCGCAGAAUGCCGACCCAGAGUCUAUGCAAGUCCAGGAGCUGCCGGUGUCGCCGCCAGAGCUCCACAAGCCCGGGGCCCCCGAGGCCGAGCCGCGCGACGAGACGGUCAGCGAGGGCUCCAUCGACCGCAUCCCCACGCGCCUCUGGGUGAUGCACGGGGCCGUGAUGUUCGGCAGGGAGUUCUGCUACGCCAUGGAGACAGCGCUGGUCACGCCCAUCCUGCUGCAGAUCGGCCUCCCGGAGCAGUACUACAGCCUCACCUGGUUCGUGAGCCCCAUCCUUGGCCUCAUCUUCACGCCGCUCAUCGGCUCGGCGAGUGACCGCUGCACCCUGAGCUGGGGCCGCCGGCGCCCCUUCAUCCUGGCGCUGUGCGUGGGCGUCCUCGUGGGCGUGGCGCUCUUCCUCAACGGCUCGGCCAUAGGCCUGGCCCUCGGCGAUGUCCCGAACCAGCAGCCCAUUGGCAUUGUCCUCACCGUGCUGGGGGUGGUGGUGCUGGACUUCAGCGCGGACGCCACCGAGGGGCCCAUCCGCGCCUACCUGCUGGACGUGGUGGACAGCGAGGAGCAGGACAUGGCCCUCAACAUCCACGCCUUCUCCGCCGGUCUGGGCGGGGCCAUCGGCUACGUGCUGGGGGGGCUGGACUGGACGCAGACCGUGCUGGGCGACUGGUUCAGGACGCAGAACCAGGUGCUCUUCUUCUUCGCCGCCAUCAUCUUCACCGUGUCGGUGGCCCUGCACCUGUUCAGCAUCGCGGAGGAGCAGUACAGCCCGCCGCAGGACCGGAGCCCCGAGGCGGCCAGCGCCAAGCUCGGGGGCCCCCUCGCACCCGCCGCCCGCCUCAGCGCCCUGGACGGCGGCCCCCCGUUCCCGGACGAGGUGCAGUCGGAGCACGAGCUCCCGCUGGACUACCUGGACGUGGACAUCGUGCGCAGCAAGAGCGACUCGGUGCUGCACGUGCCCGACGCCGCGCUGGACAUGGAGCCCGAGCUGCUGUUCCUGCACGGCAUCGAGCCGUCCAUCUUCCACGACGGCUCCUACCCCGGCACCCCCCGGAGCACCAGCCAGGAGCUGGGCAAGGCCCGGCUGCCCCGUCUCUGCACGCUGCUCAGGGAACACGCCACGGAGGACGACACCUUGCUCGACAGGCACGCGCAGGAAGCCAAAGUCCCCAACGGCAGCGGCUCUGCGCCCGGAGACGCCCUCGGCAGCUGCACCAGGGCGGACGCGAAGGCCGCGGCCGCGCCGGGCUCCGUGCGCCGCCGCCGGCACGUGUUCCGCCGGCAGGCCUCCAGCACCUUCUCCUACUACGGCAAGAUCGGCUCCCACCGCUACCGGCACCGGCGCGCCAACGCCGUGGUGCUCAUCAAGCCGUCGCGCAGUAUGAGCGACCUGUACGACAUGCAGAAGCGGCAGCGCCAGCGGCAGCGCCAGCGGCACCAGAGCGGGGCCACCACCUCCAGCGGGGACACGGAGAGCGAGGAGGGCGAGGGCGAGACCACCGUGCGCCUGCUCUGGCUGUCCAUGCUGAAGAUGCCCAGGGAGCUGACGCGCCUCUGCCUGUGCCACCUGCUCACCUGGUUCUCCGUCAUCGCCGAGGCCGUCUUCUACACCGACUUCAUGGGCCAGGUCAUCUUCAAAGGGAACCCCAAGGCCCCCUCCAACUCGACGGACUGGCACGCCUACAAUGCCGGCGUGAAGACGGGCUGCUGGGGCCUGGUCAUCUACGCGGCCACCGGUGCUAUUUGCUCAGCCCUACUGCAGAAGUACCUGGACAACUACGACCUCAGCGUCAGGGUGAUCUACGUGCUGGGCACGCUGGGCUUCUCCGUGGGCACGGCCAUCAUGGCCAUGUUCCCCAACGUCUACGUGGCCAUGGUCACCAUCAGCACCAUGGGCAUCGUCUCCAUGAGCAUCUCCUACUGCCCCUAUGCCCUGCUGGGCCACUACCACGACAUCAAGGAGUAUGUCCACCACAGCCCCGGCAACUCCAAGCGCGGCUUCGGCAUAGACUGCGCCAUCCUCUCCUGCCAGGUCUACAUCUCGCAGAUCCUGGUGGCGUCUGCCCUCGGGGGCGUGGUCGACGCCAUGGCCACCGUGCGCGUCAUCCCCACGGUGGCCUCCGUGGGCUCCUUCUUGGGCUUCCUGACGGCCACGUUCCUGGUGAUCUACCCCGAGGUGUCGGACGAGGCCAAGGAGGAGCAGAAAGGCCUGUCCUGCCCGCCCGCCGGCGAGGGCCGGGACGGCGAGAAGCCCACCGCGCUGAAGCUGUCGCGGAGCGAGGGCCUGCAGGGCCCGGUGCAGACGGAGUCCAUGGUCUGAGCCACACGCCUGUUUACACAUUCCACGCUCGGGGCGGCGGGCGCGGCGGGGACAGCUGCGGCUGGCAGGUGCAGCCGGCCGGGGCCCCUCACGAAACGU
Lepus europaeus (European hare) is the source of this 2980-nucleotide messenger RNA. RefSeq names its product solute carrier family 45 member 4 (gene SLC45A4). The record is from RefSeq and is a predicted model, not a curated record. The transcript has 9 exons. Gene Ontology annotation, biological process: transmembrane transport. Gene Ontology annotation, cellular component: membrane. Lineage: Eukaryota; Metazoa; Chordata; Mammalia; Lagomorpha; Leporidae. Gene Ontology annotation, molecular function: sucrose:proton symporter activity. Bases 551 to 2881 code for a protein of 776 amino acids.